This is a messenger RNA of Lobosporangium transversale, 1106 nucleotides long. RefSeq names its product 14-3-3 domain-containing protein. Gene Ontology annotation, cellular component: cytoplasm. Lineage: Eukaryota; Fungi; Mortierellomycota; Mortierellomycetes; Mortierellales; Mortierellaceae. Gene Ontology annotation, biological process: signal transduction. The record is from RefSeq and is a predicted model, not a curated record. Bases 91 to 861 code for a protein of 256 amino acids. The transcript is spliced from 3 exons.
CUCAACAAUCGAACUCCACAUUCAUAUCCCUUCUUCAACCUCACCCUUUUUCUUUACAGCUAUUUUUCAUCUCUUCAAAAAAUAUCCACAAUGACAGAGCUUACCCGUGAUAACCAUGUCUACCUCGCCAAGCUCGCAGAGCAGGCAGAACGCUAUGAAGAGAUGGUCAAGAACAUGAAAGAGGUUGCUUUUGCUAACACGGAAUUGUCAGUUGAGGAACGCAACUUGCUUUCUGUUGCCUACAAGAACGUGAUUGGCGCUCGUCGUGCCUCCUGGCGUAUUGUAUCGUCGAUUGAGCAAAAAGAGGAGUCCAAGGGCUCAGAGAGCAAUGUUGCCAUGAUCAAGACUUACCGCGCCAAGAUUGAGGAGGAACUCGCUGAGAUUUGCAAUGACAUCCUUGAUGUGUUGUCUAAGAACUUGAUCCCUGCAGCUGUUUCAGGAGAGUCAAAGGUUUUCUACCAUAAGAUGAUGGGUGAUUAUCACCGUUACUUGGCCGAAUUCGCCACUGGCGACAAACGCAAGGAGGCUUCUGACAAGUCUUUAGAGGCAUACAAGGCAGCUGGUGAGGUUGCCAUCACUGAGCUCCCUCCUACCCAUCCUAUUCGCCUUGGUUUGGCACUCAAUUUCUCUGUAUUCUACUACGAGAUUUUGAACUCUCCUGAUCGCGCUUGUCACUUGGCUAAGCAAGCCUUCGAUGAUGCUAUUGCCGAGUUGGAUACCCUCAGCGAGGAGAGCUACAAGGAUUCAACUUUGAUCAUGCAACUUUUGAGAGACAACUUGACUCUUUGGACUUCGGAUAUGCAAGAAGCCAACUCUAACCAGCCUGAGGGCACCGAGGCUGCUCCUGAACCAGAAGCCUAAGUUCAUUCGCCUUUUCUCAUUUCCAAGCUUGAAUCCAUAUCAUUUGUCCAGAUCAAACACCUAGCUAAUAAAAGAAAUAAAAAAAUCGCUCCUCCUUAAUCAUGGCGAGUAGCUAUAUAUAUAAAAUUGACAAUCGCUACCUCCCUGGAUCAAGUAAUGUUUCAAUUCAGGUAUCUCCCAACGCAUCGAUAGAACAACCUUAUGCUGGAGUUCGAUAGCUUCGAGUAACAGUGGUGUUAACUUGG